GCGGCUACCCUCCCCCUGUUAAUAAUAUCGUGCAACGUGACAGCCCGCCGAGUUACUUCGACUUAUAUGCCAGCAGUAAUGAAAAUCGGAUACAGCAGAAACCUACCGCACCCACUGGGCCGUGAGAAUAUUUUUUGGAAAAACAAAAAGGGACUUUGGGAUUUUGAGCAAAUCUGUGUUAACCACCGUGAUGUCCGUCAAAUAUUGACCCACCGUGAUGAUAUAGACCAUCAUGGACCAUCAUGGUCCAUCUCCUGGACCUGGUCUCUCCGAAGAACAGAGAAGACAGAUACCCGUCCUGAAACAAAACUAUGGCUCGUCCAUCAGGACCACCAGAAGGAUUUGGACAUCGUGGACUGCAUGGAUCUGGACCUCAUCCAUGAUAAAACAAAAUUGACAAUUAACAUGUAAAUGUUUAAUAAAAUUACAU
Molecule: messenger RNA, 430 nt
Organism: Cephus cinctus (wheat stem sawfly)
Lineage: Eukaryota; Metazoa; Arthropoda; Insecta; Hymenoptera; Cephidae
Exons: 3
Coding region: 67-411 (114 amino acids)
Source: RefSeq, a predicted model, not a curated record